GUGACAAAGGUGCUUGCUAGUUUGAAAGAACAGGUAGUAACAUGGAGGCCGGCGGGUGAGAAGCAAAUGGAAUUUUUGGAGUUGAGUGGCUUCCCGAUGGUCGUCGGAGCCAUCGACUGUACUCAUGUAUGGCUUGACGGCAGUCCACUAAAGACAACCGAAUAUGCGUACGUCAAUAGGAAGGGGUGGCAUAGCAUCAAUGUGCAAUUUGUCACCGAUGCAAAUUACAACAUAAUCAAUGUCUGUGCACGCUGGCCAGGGUCUGUCCAUGACUGCAGAGUAUUGGAGAAUUCCUAUGUUGGGCAGGAUUUCCAGCGUGGAGAAUUGGAGGGAGUUCUCCUCGGUGACUCGGGCUACCCCCAACGAUCAUGGCUCAUGACCCCUUUCCGCAACCCCCAAACACAUGCUGAACGUACCUACAAUAGGGCUCACAUGAGAGGACGAGUAGUUGUUGAACAGACUAAUGGACAGAUCAAGAAGAAAUUCCCUUGUCUGAGAAGAGGCCUAAGAGUAAAACCAAAGAAGGCAUGCCAGAUCAUCAUUGCGUGCACCGUGUUGUACCGGUUAUCAAAGGACUGGAAAGAACCCUAUCUUGGACGAGACCAUGAGCUUCCUGAUGUUGGUGUUGAUGACUUUGAUGGCCCUGUCAACAAUGAGGGAUAUGCAGCACGAGCCCAACUGGUUGCCAGAUGCUUUACUUGAAAUCUGCUAUAUCCAGAGA
This is a messenger RNA of Strongylocentrotus purpuratus (purple sea urchin), 721 nucleotides long. Its product is annotated as putative nuclease HARBI1. Lineage: Eukaryota; Metazoa; Echinodermata; Echinoidea; Camarodonta; Strongylocentrotidae. The transcript is spliced from 2 exons. The coding region runs from base 67 to 702 and encodes 211 amino acids. The record is from RefSeq and is a predicted model, not a curated record.